AUGGGACUUUGGGUUGCCGGAUCGCCCGUUGCCGCUCUGUCUGCCUCGCCAGCAACACCGCCACAGGCACAACAAUCUGCGUGUCUGCAUCUCCGUGAUGCAUACAGUGCCGUGACUUUUCUACAGGGUGACCUGCAGUAUUCCAAGCUAAGGACAAAGAACUGGUCCCGCACGGCUUGGAGAACACCUUCUUGCAUCUUCCGGCCAACUAGCACGCGGCAGCUACAAGGUGCCCUACCGCUACUGGUCAAAUCCAAGACCAAGUUUGCAAUUCGGUCUGGGGGUCAUUCGCCCUCGCCUCAGGCUGCCAAUAUUGACGGUGGCGUGUUGAUUGACCUUUCCGGCUUCAACAGAGUUGCUUACAAUGCCGCUUCCCAGGUCGCAGUUAUAGGCUCUGGCCUUACCUGGGGAGAGGUGUAUGCCCAAUUGGACCCUUUUGGUGUCACCGUGGUUGGUGGUAGAGUUGUUUUGGCCAACGGAACCACUGUCAAUUCCAGCGAGACGCACCAUAAAGACCUGCACUGGGCUCUCAAAGGUGGGAUAAACAACUUUGGUAUUGUAACAUCUUUCACCGUGUCGACAUAUAGCAUUGGCAAGGUUUGGGCCGGGAUUAAAACUUACAAGCUGGAGCAGCUUCCCGCGCUCUAUGAUGCCAUGCUCAAGUAUCAGUUCACCCCGGAAAAGGAUCCCUAUGCGAACCUCAUGCUGCAAGGCUUUUUUAGUAAGGAAACCACGGGCAUCAUGCUGAGUCUGGUCUACCUCAAACCACAGGAGUUCCCGAGCGCAUUUGCGCCCUUCUAUCACAUUAACGCCACGUCAGACUCGAUGAGAAUGUCAAACUUUAGCGAGUUUAUCGCUGGACAAGGUCCACCAAGUUUUCCGCCGAGAGCAUACUUCCGCACAGCAGUUUUUGAGCCCGGCCAGCAGCUUUACAACUCCCUGACUAGCUUGAUGGGGAAUUCGGGUGCCUUGAAACGCGUCAAGUCUAUGAAGAACGGAACCGUAGCGUUUGGGAUGCAACCUAUAUCUACAGGACUUGUUCAGGCAGGCCGCGAUCGCGGCGGAAACGCGUUGGGCCUGAAUCUGGUCAACCAGACGUGGUUCGUCAUCAAUUCGGGCUGCGAGUUCGCCGAGGACGAUGAACUACUGCGCAGCGCUACCCAUGACAUCCUUGGAUCGAUAGUCGAGCAAUCGAAAACGGAGCAAACGCACCUUCCUUAUCUCUUUAUGAACGACGCAGGCUGGGACCAGAAUGUGCUCGGCUCGUAUGGACGCGACAACGUCGCAAGACUGCGAGAGGUGCAGGCCAAGUACGAUGAGAGUCAAGUUUUUCAGCAACUAGUACCUGGAGGAUACAAAAUACCUCCACUUUGUAAAUAG
Messenger RNA from Metarhizium robertsii ARSEF 23, 1380 nucleotides. Its product is annotated as FAD-binding, type 2. NCBI's taxonomy places the organism in Eukaryota, Fungi, Ascomycota, Sordariomycetes, Hypocreales, Clavicipitaceae. The record is from RefSeq and is a predicted model, not a curated record. The transcript has 5 exons. Bases 1 to 1380 code for a protein of 459 amino acids. Gene Ontology annotation, molecular function: FAD binding.